CUCCCUCGAGACGGAGUGACUUGGGUUUUUGUUUGCCCUUUCUGGUUCAGCAAAUACCCUUCCUCGGCAAGAUGCCGGAGUGCUGGGAUGGGGAACAUGACAUCGAGACGCCUUAUGGCCUUCUGCAUGUGGUGAUCCGGGGCUCUCCCAAAGGGAACCGUCCAGCCAUCCUCACCUAUCAUGACGUGGGUCUCAACCACAAGCUGUGCUUCAACACCUUCUUCAACUUUGAGGACAUGCAGGAGAUCACCAAACACUUUGUGGUGUGCCAUGUGGAUGCCCCCGGGCAGCAGGUGGGAGCGUCACAGUUCCCUCAGGGGUACCAGUUCCCCUCCAUGGAGCAGCUGGCUGCCAUGCUCCCGAGUGUGGUACAGCACUUCGGGUUCAAGUACGUGAUUGGUAUUGGAGUGGGAGCCGGAGCCUACGUGUUGGCCAAGUUUGCACUCAUCUUCCCUGACUUGGUGGAGGGGCUGGUGUUGAUGAACAUUGACCCCAACGGCAAAGGCUGGAUUGACUGGGCCGCCACCAAGCUCUCUGGCUUGACCAGCACUUUACCAGAUACUGUGCUCUCCCAUCUCUUCAGCCAGGAGGAGCUGGUGAACAACACGGAGCUGGUGCAGAGCUACCGGCAGCAGAUCUCAAACGUGGUGAACCAGGCCAACCUGCAGCUCUUCUGGAACAUGUACAACAGCCGCAGAGACCUUGACAUUAACCGGCCUGGGACGGUGCCCAAUGCUAAGACACUCCGCUGCCCGGUGAUGCUGGUAGUCGGAGACAAUGCGCCUGCUGAGGAUGGGGUGGUUGAGUGUAACUCCAAACUGGACCCAACCACUACGACCUUCCUGAAGAUGGCAGAUUCUGGCGGUCUUCCUCAGGUGACACAGCCAGGGAAGCUGACUGAGGCCUUUAAAUACUUCCUGCAAGGCAUGGGCUACAUGCCCUCAGCCAGCAUGACCCGCCUUGCGCGCUCACGUACCGCAUCCCUCACCAGUGCCAGUUCUGUGGAUGGCGGCCGCCCUCAGCCCUGUGCCCACUCAGACAGCAGUGAGGGGAUGGGCCAGGUCAACCACACCAUGGAGGUGUCCUGCUGAAGCCCUCAUCCUGCCCAAGAUGCCCGCUUACCUGCCCCCAGGUCCCACUGCCGUCUCCGCACAGGCUCAUCUACCCUUUAGUUUAUUUUUGUGAGAGUGAAGGGAAGGAAAUGGGGUUACUUCUCUUUUAUUUAAAAAAAAAAUGAGGGGAUCCACCUUAGGACAGCACAGCACAACAGUCUUAGAUGGUGUGAGGGGCUCACCUUAGACACUCCAUCUCACUCAAUGUGGUCACUGGUUGGUACGGCCCCUCUCUGCCCAGCUGGGGUGGCCAGGGUAGAGGAUACAGUACCGAAGAAAGCACAGCCCACCCCGGGAGCUAGCAGACGUGGGGUUUGAAGAUGGUGGGUGGAAGCCACAGCAGUGGAGAGCCUUGGACCUCAGAGUUACCUUUCCUGUAACCCUUACAUAAAGCACACCUAUUCUGAUAAUAGAGGUGACGGUCGUGAGGAUGGUAGCCACAAGGGGGCGCUCUAGACAGCCAUUUUCCUGGUGCUCUCUGGGCAGGCUGGUGAUGUAAGGCCAGCCAGGCUGAAGAAUAUGGAGAACCCUGACAUGGGGGCAGGAACCCCCAUACUCUGCCACCAUGGGGCCAUGUGCCACCCUGAGGGAAAGGUCACCUGGUCUCUUACCCCUGUUGGCUGAGGUAGAAUGUUGAUUGCUUUGUAUGCUGUGUGUAGUCCCUGAGAAAGUCACUAUUACCCCUCCGGGAGCUGGCAGGUACUGUAGGUCUGUCCCUCUUGUCCCAGAUUUCACCAAGUGUUUGUCACAGUACCCUGGUCAACUUGGGCCAGUGUGUCACAGACAUUACUUGAGAAUUGAGCUUGUUAGAUCCAAGACAGAAAGAUACAAUGACCUCUGCUUGCUGGAGGGGCUGGAGAUUGCCUAGUCCUUGGGUGGGAGAUGGGCCAUCCUUGAGGUGAACAACCAUGUCUGCCAUCUCACCGAGUGGACUCUCACAGCCCAGAGUGAUGGUUUGAGCCUGGCGGUUGGUUUCACCCACUGUCAACCCUCCAGAGAGGAGAGAGCACUUAUGUGGGGAUAUGGGAGAGGGGGUGAUGUAUGUGGUGGUAUGUGGGUGUUCUGAGACAAGAGGAUACCGACAUCCAUGUAUCUGUGGCACAUGCUGCCCCUUUCUGUAACUGUAAGCCAUUUCUAGACUGCUCUGGAGUCCAAUGGAGUGUAUCCUAUCCCCGGUUUUGUUCACUCACGUGCUUCCGUGAAUACUGAAUGUGACUGUUUAAAGCUGGUAGAAUUAAUCCCUUACUGUAGAUAGCCCUUCAAGUACUGGACAUCUUUUUGCUGUGUUCUUAAGAUAUCUAUAAAUACCUAUACAUUAUAUAUAUAUAUAUAUAUGUAUGUAUGUAUGUAUAUCAGGUCCUCCUGUAUGUGGUUUUCCAUUGAUGGUUGUCUUCUCUUUGGUCAAUAUGAACUUUUAAUGGAGUUCAUUACUUUUCCUCUCUACAAAGAGCCUAAUUUUGUGUAUUCUGGUGGCUGAUAAGAGACUUUGCGAUUACAAAAUGUAAAACAAAAAUCCUUGAUAUAGAAAGUUAACUGUGCAGAAAAACCAAUAAAGAAAUUAAGUGUA
Messenger RNA from Grammomys surdaster, 2679 nucleotides. It is a transcript of the gene Ndrg4, whose product is annotated as NDRG family member 4. The record is from RefSeq and is a predicted model, not a curated record. Lineage: Eukaryota; Metazoa; Chordata; Mammalia; Rodentia; Muridae. The coding region runs from base 72 to 1091 and encodes 339 amino acids. Gene Ontology annotation, biological process: signal transduction; brain development; positive regulation of ERK1 and ERK2 cascade. The transcript is spliced from 14 exons. Gene Ontology annotation, cellular component: cytoplasm.